CAAAAGACACGUCUUUUGAGGGGAGGGGAUGUUUCCUCGAGUAGGAUGAACUAUGUUGGGAAGCAAGGGAAACUGGAGAUUUUAGAGCAACAGCGGGUCUGCGCGAGCCUGGGGGAGAAGGUCUCCACCCUAGAAGGAGAACCGCUGAGCUCACGGGAUGCUAGAUUGUCCGAAAAGCUUCUGCCACAUCUACCCCAGGGGAUGCCCGGAAUCUGGGCUACCUGAGGAGGGCAGACCUCGGGUCCUCCCAGGAGCCAUUCCUUCCUCGUACACGCCCUCCCACGAUCGCUACCAGCUCUGAGGCUACAAGGUGCCGCCGCCACCCAGGCGCUGCUCCCACGCGCGGGCCGCUGCCCUUGGCCUCGGGUCCCGCAGGCAGGGCCGGUCCCUAGCACCCGCGCCCCGCCCGCCGCCGGGCUCCAGAUGGCCGCUCCUUGCGCUCGGCUUGCGGGCCCCCAGACACCGCCCCGCAGCAGCCGGCAGUCGCUCCCUCCCAGCUGCUGCUGAAGAGCCCAGCCCAGCCCCGAGAGCCUAGGCUGGGAUCCGGGCGCGACCACGGUGACGGAGCGCGGGACCUGAGAAGUCUGCUGGCCGGGACUGAGCGCCCCGCAUUCCGCAGGAAUGGAAAGGCUACCAGAGAGAAACAGCCCCCAGCGUCAUUGUGUUGUGGCCCCUGCAGAAUGAGUAAACUCUCCGUCUGUCAACGACCUCAAGUCAUUAGCAUCAGCUGCUUCUCGAAAGGACAAGCCAGCGCCUCUAAGUGGCUUAGCGCACCAACGAGGCUCCCGAGAUAGCCUCACUCCUGUGACUCCAUCCGCUCGUCCAUCAGCGGUUGGAUAUGAAAAGCUCUUGAGAGACUGUCUCAACCCUACAAGACAGACAUCGACACCUCUUGACAUGGAGAUAACACUAAUGUAAUAGGCAGAAAAGAACACUGGGUUGCACCCUCUCGGUUCCAGGUGGCCUUAUUUGGGCGACUCGGUCCUGACCUUAUUUCUGUGAUGGAGGAUUCAGGCAUCCAGAGGGGCAUCUGGGAUGGAGAUGCCAAAGCUGUUCAACAAUGCCUGACAGAUAUUUUUACCAGUGUGUAUACAACCUGCGAUGUCCCAGAGAAUGCCAUAUUCGGUCCCUGUGUGCUGAGCCAUACGUCCUUGUAUGAUAGCAUCGCCUUCAUAGCCCUCAAGUCCACGGACAAGAGAACAGUACCUUAUAUCUUUCGGGUAGACACUUCGGCGGCAAAUGGUUCCUCAGAAGGUCUCAUGUGGCUGCGGCUGGUCCAAUCAGCCAGAGAUAAAGAAGAACAGAAUCUCGAAGCUUACAUUAAAAACGGACAGCUGUUCUACCGCUCUCUCCGCAGGAUUGCCAAAGACGAGGAGUUACUAGUUUGGUACGGGAAAGAACUGACUGAGUUACUCUUGCUCUAUUCCUCUAGAUCCCACAAAAUGAACGGGUCGUCCCCUUACACAUGCCUGGAAUGCAGCCAACGUUUCCAGUUUGAGUUCCCCUACGUGGCGCAUCUGCGAUUCCGCUGCCCCAAGAGACUUCAUAGCGCUGAUGUGAAUCCCCAAGACCAGCAAAGUGGCGGCGUGGGCGCCAAGGACCACGGCGGCGGCGGUGGCAAAGAGCAGCAGCAACAACAACAGCAACAGCAACAGCAACAGCAGCAGCAGCAACAGGAGGCGCCCUUGGUCCCGGGCCCCAAAUUCUGCAAAGCCGGCCCCAUACACCACUACCCGGCUCCGUCCCCGGAGGCUAGCAACCCACCGGCAGCCGCAGGUGCGGGCAGCGCCAAGCCGUCCACGGACUUCCACAACCUGGCUCGGGAACUCGAAAACUCCCGGGGAGGCAGCAGCUGUUCGGCGGCCCCGAGCGUCGGCGGGAGCCGUGCCGGCCACCAGGAGGCGGAGCUGAGUCCCGACGGCGUCGCCGCGGGCGGCUGCAAAGGGAAGAGGAGGUUCCCAGAGGAGACGGCCGCGGAGGGCGGCGGCGCGGGGCUGGCGGGGGGCCGUGCGCGCUUCUCGGAGCGGCCGCUGGCGACCUCCAAGGAGGAGCUGGUGUGCACGCCGCAGCAGUACCGCGCCGCGGGCAGCUACUUCGGCCUGGAGGAGAACGGCCGGCUCUUCGCGCCGCCCAGCCCGGAGACCGGAGAGGCAAAGCGCAGCGCCUUCGUGGAGGUGAAGAAGGCGGGCCGCGCGGCGGGCUUGCAGGAGGAGGCGGCGGCGGACGGUGCAGGAGGCACAGCGGAGGACCCCGACGCCGGAGGCGGUGGCUCGACCACGCCCGCGGCCGUGUCGCCGGGGGGCGCCGAGAAGCUGCUGGCCCCGCGGCCCGGAGGAGGUGCGCUGCCCGGCCGGCUGGAGGGCGGGAGCCCCGCGCGCGGGAGCGCCUUCACCUCUGUGUCGCAACUGGGCACCGGUGGCGGUGCCGGGACCGCGGGGACCGCGGGGGCCGCGGGGGGCGGUCAGGCGGCUGCCUCGGACGAGCGCAAGAGCGCCUUCUCGCAGCCGGCGCGCUCCUUCUCGCAGCUGUCCCCGCUGGUCCUGGGCCAGAAGCUGGGCGCACUGGAGCCGUGCCACCCGGGCGAGGGCGUGGGCCCCACCAGACUCUACCCGGCCGCCGCCGAUCCGCUGGCCGUGAAGCUGCAGGGGGCCGCGGACCUGAAUGGAGCCUGCGGGCCCCUGGCGAGCGCUGGCGGCGGCGGCCUGCCCAAGCAGAGCCCCUUCCUCUACGCCACCGCCUUCUGGCCCAAGAGCUCGGCCGCGGCGGCAGCGGCGGCGGCGGCGGCCGCGGGGCCCCUGCAGCUGCAGUUGCCCUCCGCGCUCACGCUGCUGCCGCCCUCCUUCACCUCGCUGUGUCUGCCCGCGCAGAACUGGUGCGCCAAGUGCAACGCCUCCUUCCGCAUGACCUCCGACCUGGUGUACCACAUGCGGUCUCAUCACAAAAAGGAGUAUGCCAUGGAGCCCCUGGUGAAGCGGCGGCGGGAGGAGAAGCUGAAGUGCCCCAUUUGCAACGAGUCCUUCAGGGAGCGUCACCACCUCUCCAGGCACAUGACCUCGCAUAACUGAUGCGGAAAGGACCCCGGCUUUCCACGCGUGUGCGCGCACCGUCAAGUCACCGGCAGGAACAGACACGCGAGGACAUCCACCACUUCCUAAUGACCCCAAACACUGCAACCAAACACGUGCACCACACAGGUCCCUCCCCUGGACAGUCCAAAUGUUUAACUUGGGGGACACACACACACACACACACACACACACACACACACUCGACAGGAUGGUGGAUUUUGGAUUGGGUGGGUUGUUUGAGGGGUUUUCUUUUGAAUGCACGGAUUUUCACUUUCCCAAAAACAAAGGUACAUUUAAAAAAAAUGUCAUAUAUUGCAACAUAUUGAUGCAUUUGUCAUACGUUUCUACUUAAAUUAUUAAGCACUUAUGGUUUAGAUGUAAUAAUUAUAUGUAAGGACAAAAUUUAUUUUAGAUAUAAAGUAAUGGAGGAAGGGAGAGAUGCUUUCUGCAUUUCCGGGUGACAGCUGUGUUCUUACAAAAAUAAACAAAAUGAAUAAAAAGGGGUUCACCAUUCAAUUGAAGUUUCCAGGGGGAAGUGCAUGUAUCACGAAAUGGUUAUGGACUUCAGUGAAGAACGUCAUCGAUUAUGUAAAUAUGUAUUUCCUUUUAAUACAAAGUGUAAUUUUGUGCCAGUGAAAUGGAGUCUGAAUGGUUAUGUGUUUCUUUUAUCCCCAAAAGAUUUAUUAAACUUUAUAGUUUAUCCAGGUAUGUUGGAUGC
Messenger RNA from Onychomys torridus (southern grasshopper mouse), 3786 nucleotides. It is a transcript of the gene Prdm8, whose product is annotated as PR/SET domain 8. Gene Ontology annotation, biological process: regulation of DNA-templated transcription. The transcript is spliced from 6 exons. The coding region runs from base 1002 to 3065 and encodes 687 amino acids. Lineage: Eukaryota; Metazoa; Chordata; Mammalia; Rodentia; Cricetidae. Gene Ontology annotation, cellular component: nucleus. Gene Ontology annotation, molecular function: protein binding. The record is from RefSeq and is a predicted model, not a curated record.